UUGACUUUAGUAAUGUUUAUUGAGAAACUGUGCUCUGCAUCAUAAACCUGAUACAGAAAGUUGAAUUUUUGUAGAUAAGAGUUAUUAAAAAAUCUACCAUGAUGAAACCAAGUAGAGAAAUAAUUAAAAUUUCUAUGAAAGCAGUGGUCAUAAAUAUUUAUAGCAGCAUUAAUGAGGGGGAGUCACCUUCAAGUCUUGAUGCCUUUAUUAAGUCACUAGAAAAGGACAAAGACUGCUAUAAAUGUGAGACUGAGAAUUUGUUGAAGGUAUUAAGAAACACAUUCUCAAGUCCUAAGAGAACCUCUACUUGUGGCAGCAUUAAAAAAAAAAAUCAUCCAUCCAGGUGAGUUUGGAAAAUCACUUUGGAAGAAGAGGAACAAUUGAGUCAAAGUGUAAAAUAAAUGAAUGUUGUGGCAAAAAUUCAGGGUAACUUCAAAGUUUUAACAGCUGAGAGAGACAAAAAUCUCAAUUUUUAUGAACAGGCACAGGAGGAGAUAUCCCAGCUUAGUCAGGAAGUUAUAAAAUGUUCCAGGACUCCUAAAAGCACUGUGGCAGAUCAAGCUGUAUUAAGAAACAUGGAGAUAGAAAGGGAUACAGCACUGUCAGGUUUCCAAAGGAUGCCUAGAGAACAUGAUGGACUCCGGGAGCAGUUACAGAUUUCCCAAGGAACUGCAUUUAAUGAAAAGGCUCAUUUAAAACAGAGAUUUGAAGAGCUUGAAACUACUAUUCACAAUUUAGAUAAUGAGCAGUUAGAACAGAUGUCCAAAGUGGUACUAAUGUAAGACACCAUUGAUUCUCUGGAAACUGAGAUGAAAAGAUUUACAAGAAAAGUACUGGAUUCUAAAACUGGGCUGAAUUGUCAGGAAGCUGAAUAUGCUUCUCUUAGUUUAUUGAAUGAAAAGACAGAACUGAAUCUUUUAGAGAUUCAAUGAAGCCUUGUGAAGAAAAAACUUGAACUGCAGCUUAGUCAGGAGAAAAUUAUGCAUUUAGAUGAAAAAACUGAUAACUUUUCAAGAUAAAGUCUUGUACCUUUGAAAGAAACAAUUGCACAACUUAAGUCAUCCUUGCAAGACUGUGUAGGAGAAGGAAGAGAGAGGAUUGCUACUUUUCAGGACAGCUUUGCAAUUAAAGAGAAAAUUAUUUCAGAUUUCAAGAUCAUGAUUUCAGAGUUGGAGCAUUCCAAGGGAUAAGGACAAAAAUCUGCUGAAGAAGUCUCUGUCUGUGAGAAGGGUAUCACCAGUUUGCAUCAACGGCUGCAAAAAACCAACAAAGCUCAGAAUAACAAGAACAGAGAAUCAUUAUCUCAGGAGAACAACAGACUACAAGAGCAUCUUUCUAAUAUUCAGCAAGAAAUUCAGGUACUGUAUAAAAAACUAGCAAAGUUUUAUACUGAGCUUGAUGAUAUUAAGUUGAAAGCCCAGGAUUCAAGCAGAGAUAUUUUCAGGCUGAAGCAUGUGCUGUAGUCUAAACAAGCUUUAUGUGUUAGUAGAGAGAACUGUGAGCUCUUGGAGAAUUAUCACAAAGCCUGUGAACAAGGAGGAAGUUUGGAAGCAAAAUGCCAUGAAGCAGAAACAGGCUUUUCCUGUUACACUGGCAGAUCAGUGCAGUCUGAGAGCCACAGUUGGAAAGGGAAAAUAAAGUCCCUUGAAACACAGAUAGAGUAUUUGCAGAGCAAGUGUGAGUCAAGCCAUUCUGAAACAGAGCUGCUGAGAAAACAACUGGAAAAUGAAGAAGCAUCUAUGAAAAACCUGGAAUCUUUGCUUUUGUCCAAUUGUGAGAACAAAUUUCGGUCACAGAGAGCAAAGCAAGAGAAAGACUCUGAAAUUCAGUUUUUCAAGGAACAGCUUGCUUUAGUAGAAAAUAAUCUUGCUGUGCAGAAUCAAGAUUUUACUCACCUCAGAAAAGCAGCUCAGUUAGAGUCAGAACUGGAUAUCACCAAAACACAGCUGGGGACUGAGUGCUUUGAUAGGCAAGUAUAUGUUUUUGAGCUUCAUCAUCAGAGUUGUACAAAUUCACAUCAGUUAAGCUCUACAUUAAAAACAUCAUGACCUCAACAUUCCCAUCAUCAAUCUUCUAAUGGGUCUCUGGACUAGUCUCUGGAAGGCUAG
This is a messenger RNA of Oenanthe melanoleuca, 2108 nucleotides long. It is a transcript of the gene TSGA10, whose product is annotated as testis specific 10. The record is from RefSeq and is a predicted model, not a curated record. Lineage: Eukaryota; Metazoa; Chordata; Aves; Passeriformes; Muscicapidae.